UGUCUAUUUUACAAACCAAACAUAGCUUAACUACCGACAUAUAACAGAGUGAAGAGUCUUCCUAAUUAUUUAUUUUUUAUAUAUACUAGCUUUGGUAGUAUAUUUGUAUGUGCUGGAAUUGAUUAAUUAAUACAUAUGGAGUUUCAUCUGAUUCUCAUUUUUACUUUAAGCUUGCUUUUUUCUAGUAAUGGUGCUCUGCCAGAAGAGAUGUACUGGAAAUCCAAGUUGCCCAACACUCCAUUGCCAAAAGCUCUUCAAGAACUUUUGCAGCCUACUGGAAAUAUAAGUAGUUUUGCUGAAGUAAAGCUUAUUAUGGAUGGAAAUGAAGGAUUUAGAGCAACCUAUGGAAUUGGAUAUCGAAUUUCAAAAUUGAAAACAUUCUCCGGAAAUGAUAUUAUGCACAAUGACACUAUCACAUACUUUUUAUACAAUCACCUUCAUCCUAAUCAAAGGAUGAAACUUAUUUUCACUAAAUCCAUAAAAGAAUCCAAAUUUUUGCCUCAUCAAAUUGCUGAAUCCAUACCCUUUUCAACCAAAAAAACACAGCAAAUUUUGGAUUAUUUUUCAAUAAAACCAACUUCAGAAGAAGCUCAUAUUAUAAAACAAACAAUUAAACAAUGCGAAGCACCAAACGUUUUAGGAGAAGACAAAUACUGUGCUACUUCUUUUGAAUCGCUAGUAGAUUUCGUCACCGCCAAACUCGGCUCAAACAUUACGGCAUUUUCAAACGAGGUAGAAGAAGAAAAUAAGAAGCAGGAGUAUACAAUUUUAAAGGAUAUCAAAAUGAUAGGAGACAAGCAAAUAGUAUGUCACAAGCUGAGAUACAAAUAUGCGGUAUUUUAUUGCCAUGCAAUUAGCGCCACGAAGGCUUAUAUGGUUCCGAUGGUGGGCGACGAUGGAUCAAAAGCAAAAGCAAUUGUUGUCUGUCAUUUUGAUACAUCAGCUUGGAACUCUGAUCAUCUUGCCUUUCAAGUCCUUAAUAUGAAGCCAGGAGGAUCUCCAAUAUGUCACUUCCUUAAUACUGAUACAAUUGUUUGGGUACCUGUUUAAUUUAAGGCCUAAUGUCUUAAAAAAACCCCGACCUUUUAGCCUCUUUUCAAUCAUACCCUGACGUUGAAAAUUUGUCAAUUUUACCCUAUUUUGCAUUUUUGUGUUUCAAUUGUACCCUGAAAAAUUAAAUUAACGUCUUUUGCAUUUGGAAAUUUGUUUAAAACAUUCUCCAUGUCUCGCAUAUAUUGAUUGUAUAUUUUUAAAAUUUAUUUAAAUUUAGUUAAAUUAAUUAAGAAUUUAAAUUAGUGUUAAUUUGAUUAUGGGUUUUAGUUAGUUUUUAAAAAUAAAGGACUUAUUUGUAAUUUUUUAAAUAAAAAAAAAAUUAAUUUCAUGUUUAGACUUAAUUAAUUGAAUGAUUUCAUCAUUUAAGUAAAAAAAUUAACAAAAAUUAAAAUAUUGGGGUACAAUUGAAAACGGAAAUUCAAAAGUGGGUAGAAUUGACAAAUUUUCAACGUCGGGGUGGAAUUGAAAAAAAGUUUAUAACUAAGAGAAAUUUGCUAUAGUAUCCCGUGACAAAAAAUGUAACCUUGUGAUGAAACUAAGUGAUGUAUUAUUGUGUCAUUAGUACAGUUAUAGUUUAUUUUUGUA
Molecule: messenger RNA, 1638 nt
Organism: Mercurialis annua (annual mercury)
Lineage: Eukaryota; Viridiplantae; Streptophyta; Magnoliopsida; Malpighiales; Euphorbiaceae
Product: BURP domain-containing protein 5-like
Exons: 3
Coding region: 136-1050 (304 amino acids)
Source: RefSeq, a predicted model, not a curated record